GUGCGGAUCGAACAACUAAUCGCUUGCGGACAUCACGCCGCUGGAAAUUCGUAGUGGUCGGUCGCCGUCUAAAAUGGACCGAUUACGGCGGAGUUUUCGAGACAGUUUCAGACGCCGUAAAGAUCUGGGAAAUACUGCCGGAUCGCCAGGCCAUCAUUCCAAUCCUAAGCCUCAUUUGUGGGCCAUGGACGAAGCUGAAGUCCGGGCUGGAAUAUGUUCCUUCCAUGUUAAGUAUUUGGGCUGUGUCGAAGUCUUUGAAUCGAGAGGAAUGGAAGUAUGCGAAGAAGCUUUAAAAACACUUAGGGCAUCAYGCCGCAGACCAGUCAGAGCUAUAUUUUACAUAUCAGGAGAUGGAUUGCGUGUCGUUGAAGAAGAAACAAAAGGUUUGAUAGUGGAUCAAACAAUUGAAAAAGUUUCGUUCUGUGCCCCAGACCGGAGUCAUGAAAAGGGAUUUUCAUACAUAUGCAGAGACGGACUGACUCGUCGAUGGAUGUGUCACGGUUUUGUAGCUUUAAAAGAAUCGGGUGAUCGAUUAAGUCAUGCUGUUGGGUGUGCUUUUCAAGAAUGCCUGAUAAGAAAAAAUAAACGAGAAGAAGAUUGUUCUGUUACAAUGAACUAUGAUCCAAAAACAUCUGUUUUUACUAGAACUGGCAGUUUUAGAACUCCAUCUUUAACUGAACAACAAUCUGAACCUAAUAUUCCGCUCAAUGCACCACCACAACCUCCCCCAUUUCUUCAGUUAAAUAAAGAUAUACCAACAUCAACAGUAAAACCAUUGCAACAAAACCCCACAACACCAAAAGUUAGCACCAAUGCGAUUGAAAGACCGCAUGCUACAUUGUCAAUGUUACAACGACAAGGAUCAUUUCGUGGGUUUACGCAACUUAAUCAAGCGUCACCAUUCAAAAGACAGUUGUCACUUCGAAUAUCUGAAUUACCUUCUAAUUUAGAGAGAACGAGAUCAAUGAGUCUACAACCAACAGCAAAUCCCCGUACAUCUAAUAAACUCUUACAAAUGAAUACUCCAGUAAGUCCUAUACUUGAAGCUUCUCCUCGAAGUGAAAAACCAAUGUCAACAACAGAUCAAGUAACAGCCAUGUGUCAACAAAUGUCAUUAGAAUUGGCGUUUCUUACAAACAGUACAGCCAAUGAUGAUUUCCCUGAGAAAUUUAAAUCAAACGAUCCUAAAAGUAUAGAAAACAAUCCAAAACAAGGCCCAAUCACUGGAAGUGAAGCAUUUCUAGCUAGUAUAUCAAAAAAGGCCAUAUUAUCAUCAGAAACCCAAAGUAACCCCUCCACUCCAAAACCAGAGAGUCGUAUUAGCCCUCAACAAGACGAAGGCUUUGAUUCCGGUUCCAGCUUAUGGAAUAUAAACAACAAGGCAGUUACACCACCAACUCCACCCGCUACUCCUCCAUCGACACUUCCAAGGCCUGAACAAUGGUUAGGUAAAGUGGCAGCAGUUACAUUACAGUCAAUGGAUCCCCAGGUCACACCUAAAAGAAAUCCACAUUUAGCAGCACAUAGUCGCGCGUUUUCUUUAGACACUGCUGAGGAUGUUUAUCGCACGUAUAAUAAUAUUUCAGCUAAUCCAUUUGAUCCUAAUUACAUUGCCCCAAAACAAAAUACAAAUCCUUUUUUGAGUAGCCCAAUAUCAAAUAGCCAAAGUAAAACUGUCAAAACUUUUGAAGUUCAAAUGUGAUCAAUUCUUAAAAUUAUCAUCAUUGAGUAAGAUAAAGUAAAAAAAAAAUUUGAGAAAGGGAAUAUGCGAUUACCAUAAUACUAUGUAGGAUUGGAUUCAUGAUUGUGCAAUUAAUGUUCAAAAUUAACAUUAACAAAACUUAAUAUUGAUGUUAUUUGAUCUAGUGUACUAUGUACUAUCU
Messenger RNA from Diuraphis noxia (Russian wheat aphid), 1883 nucleotides. It is a transcript of the gene numb, whose product is annotated as NUMB endocytic adaptor protein. NCBI's taxonomy places the organism in Eukaryota, Metazoa, Arthropoda, Insecta, Hemiptera, Aphididae. The record is from RefSeq and is a predicted model, not a curated record. Gene Ontology annotation, cellular component: cytoplasm.